AAGUAUGGCUGCAACUCUGGAACCCCGUGAACGGGGAGGACCCAUACAAAAAUAUUGGGAAGAAGCGUCAACAAUUUCUCAAUUAGAAAGUGUUAAAGCAUGGCUCCUUAAAAAUGCCAAAAAGCAUGUUGCGAGUGACCCACCUACUGCGAAGUCCUUAUCUCAGCUUGUUCAGCAGUUUAUUCAACUCCAAGAGGAUAAUCUCGGAAAAGGAGCAAAAAAUCCGGCAUUCACCAGACUUCCGAUGUUCCUGUUCUACGAUCUUGCUCCUGGGGGCUCCCUCUGCCAUAUCCUCAGCGCUAUGUACAAGUUUAAGACCGAGCAGGGUUGGAGAAGGUUCGAUCUCCAAUCCUCAAGCAGGAAGGAUGCCAACAUACAAAUGUGUCAAAGGGUUGAGGAGUCGUUGAACCAGCAGAAGCUGUACAUCAGUCCUAUUGUCUUCAUCAAGGACAACGUCAAGGCUGCUGACAGGGAGAAGGCUAAGGAUAUAGUGAAGAAGAAAGGUGGAACUAUUACAGAAGAUGAAGAUGAAGCUACCCAUAUCCUUUUUCCCAAAGUAGAACUAAACAACGAACUAUACGCAAGACCCGUGUUUCGUCGAGGUGAUAAAUGCCUGAUUCAUUUUAUCAUGAUGCCGGACAGUCACGACAACUGGGGAGUUUGUUAUCCUGACAGUGAUACACCAGAGGCUCCUGAGGAGAGAGCUGAAGUGUACCUGGUAUCUGUGGACUGGGUCCUGGACUCCCAGCAGUACAACGAGUGGUUGAACGAGGAGGAUUAUGAACUAGAUGAGCACGGGAAAGUAAAGCCCUCAGAGACAGCUAUGACCUAUGACGAGUUCCAAACAAGCGAAGAGAAACCAGAAAAGAAGAAAAAGACCACUAAGAGGAAACGAAGCCCCAGCCCAGCCCCUAAAAGCCGGAAGUCUAAGGGCGGAGCUAAAUCUAAGAAGAGUAAAAAUGAUGAAGAGGAUGAAGAGGAUCUUACCGCUGACAUGGAGGACCCGGUUCCUGAAAAUUCUAUUUCUGAAGUUAAAACUGAAUCUCAACCAGCCAAAGGUAUUUUUCCAGUUCCAAGCUACAGUGCCUGGUUUGACUACAACAGCUUGCAUGCCGUAGAGAAACGGAAUCUUCCGGAAUUCUUCAACGGAAAGAAUAUGUCCAAGACACCUGAAAUAUAUUUAUCGUACAGGAACUUCAUGAUCGAUACAUACAGGCUAAACCCAACAGAGUACCUGACCUCUACAGCAUGCAGACGUAACCUAGCUGGAGAUGUGUGCGCGAUAAUGCGCGUGCACGCUUUCCUAGAGCAAUGGGGGCUCAUCAACUACCAGGUUGACAUUGAUGCCCGCCCUACAGCAAUGGGUCCUCCUCCCACCUCCCACUUCCAUAUACUCGCCGAUACACCCGCCGGUCUGGCUCCGGUCAACCCACCACGCACGCCACAACCAUCGGCGGCCAGAACUAUGCUAGAUUUGGACGGCCGGAGAGUAGACAAGCCGGACACUGACCGGAAGUCUGAAAUCGGCGGUGAUUUUGGUCUAAAAACUGAUAUCUAUGAUAAAAGAAACGCUGCUUUGAAACGUGCUUCUGCUGCGACAGCGAGUAGGGAUUGGACCCAGCAGGAAACCCUCCUACUCCUGGAGGCCCUAGAGAUGUUCAAGGAUGAUUGGAAUAAGGUUUGUGAACAUGUUGGCAGUCGAACCCAGGACGAAUGUAUUCUACAUUUCCUCCGUCUACCUAUAGAAGAUCCCUACCUCGAGGAUCCAGAGAGUGGAGGUGGAGCCCUUGGUCCCCUGGCAUACCAACCUAUCCCAUUUAGUGCUGCAGUAUAUACUCUCCAGGCUAAGCACCUGGCUGCAGUAGAAGAGCGUAAGAUCAAAUCUCUUGUCGCUCUUCUUGUCGAGACACAGAUGAAGAAACUUGAGAUCAAGCUCCGACACUUCGAGGAGUUAGAGACCAUCAUGGACAGGGAGAGGGAGGCCUUAGAGUACCAGAGACAGCAGCUCAUUCAGGAGCGUCAGCAAUUUCAUUUGGAGCAAUUGCGCGCAGCUGAAUUUCGAGCACGAACCACUGCACAAACACAGCUGAAUAAAGAGCAGCCAAUCAGCUCGUAGAUUCUAACCACGCAUUUGCAGCUUUAAAAAGCAGCCAAUCAGUAAUUAUUUAUGUACGAUGUGUAAUGUGUAUAUACUGGACCCUUAAAAUUGUACAACGAACAUUAUUCGAUCUUCUUACAUUAAUAUUCUUAAAACUAAAAGUUUGCAAAACCAUAUUAAACAAUUUUUUAAGUGCAUUAGUUUGCUGUUCAGUUUUUUAAACAUAUUUACCGUGUUUUUUUUUUAUGUAAUCAUGCUUUUUUCUUCAAAUAUAUUCACUGUCAAAUCAUGUGUAAAGUAAUCAGACGUUCAAAUAAAUUCUCAUUUAUAUU
This is a messenger RNA of Eurytemora carolleeae, 2430 nucleotides long. RefSeq names its product SWI/SNF complex subunit SMARCC1 (gene mor). Gene Ontology annotation, cellular component: SWI/SNF complex. Gene Ontology annotation, biological process: positive regulation of DNA-templated transcription. The record is from RefSeq and is a predicted model, not a curated record. The coding region runs from base 5 to 2116 and encodes 703 amino acids. The transcript is spliced from 19 exons. Gene Ontology annotation, molecular function: DNA binding; histone binding. Lineage: Eukaryota; Metazoa; Arthropoda; Copepoda; Calanoida; Temoridae.